Thermothielavioides terrestris NRRL 8126 is the source of this 3392-nucleotide messenger RNA. RefSeq lists its product as uncharacterized. Bases 496 to 3042 code for a protein of 848 amino acids. Gene Ontology annotation, molecular function: phosphoric diester hydrolase activity; RNA ligase (ATP) activity; ATP binding. The transcript has a single exon. Gene Ontology annotation, biological process: tRNA splicing, via endonucleolytic cleavage and ligation. Lineage: Eukaryota; Fungi; Ascomycota; Sordariomycetes; Sordariales; Chaetomiaceae. Gene Ontology annotation, cellular component: nuclear inner membrane. The record is from RefSeq and is a predicted model, not a curated record.
CUUACGCACACGGCAACAGCAGUGACUCUUACGGCGAGAGCAAGAACCUCCCGUUCUGACUUCCCAUUUUCGCUGCUGAGUGGUACCUGCCUGCGCCUGGCGUCAUUUUGGCUGGCCCCCAGCCGUUCGAGUCAUUCCAGGCUAAGAGAAGGUUCCAAUCUGGGGUUCCGAGGAAGCGGCUGCCUUACGGUUCACAGCUUCCUUGGGGCUUUUUAUAGGAGACUCAGCUGCAUGUUCAAACGACCAGGAGCUCCAGUUUUCGGCACUGCUCGUCCCAGAGCACUAGCAGUGCAGAAAUCGGCUCUUUGUUUGCCACUGCAUCUCAGCCAUCGGGCAUCCCAUCGUCCUUGGGCAACAUUUGCGACGUCCUGUGCUGCAUCACUCGCAAGCGCAGCCAGACACCGUCUCCACCUCAAAGCAAGCCCCGCCCCUCACAUCACCACCACCUUGCAAGGUUGCUCCAUCCACACCACAAAUUCACUGCACGCGCCCGCCAUGGACAGCACUGGUCAGACGCCUGAUCAGGCGCUAUUGUCGAGGUACAAGGCCUCGACGGACUACGCCAAACAUGCCGACGGAAUGCAAGUGCCGUAUCGCAGCCAAGAUCCCCAUGAGAUCGCCACCCUCGUCAACGGGCUCGAGGAGUGCAGCAAGAAAGGCAGGAAGAAAGGCGGCUUCUCGGCCAAGAAGACGAAGUAUGCUGUUGCUUCGUCGCCGACGGGUAUCACGGUUGAUUCGUGGCGCUUCCAAGAGUUCGACUACAAGAAGCGUGAUCUCCCAACCUACGCCCGCGGCCUGUUCACCACCCGGACCCAACAUGGCGUCCCUGAAAUCGCCAUCCGCGGCUAUGACAAGUUCUUCAACAUCGACGAAGUGCGCGAAACGUCUUGGAAGCACAUCAUGGAGAGGACCAAGGGGCCCUAUGAGCUGACGCUCAAGGAAAACGGCUGCAUCAUCUUCAUCAGCGGCCUCGAAGACGACACGCUGCUCGUCUGCAGCAAGCACUCGACUGGUGACCGGAGUGAUGUGGCCGUCAGCCAUGCGAACGUGGGAGAGCAGCACCUCGAGCGGCAGCUGGCCCGGCUCGGCAAGACGAAGGAGGAGCUGGCUCGGGAGCUGAGACGGCGGAAUGCCACUGCCGUGGCCGAGCUCUGCGACGACAGCUUCGAGGAGCACAUCCUAGCUUACGGGCCAGAUAAGGCUGGCCUGUACCUGCACGGCGUCAACAUCAACGUCCCGGAGUUCAUGACCUACCCUGCCCCACUGGUGCAGAAAUUCGCCGAAGACUGGGGCUUCAUCAAGACGGGCUUGAUCAUGAUCGACGACAUUCAUGACGUGAAAGCCUUCCUCGAAGAGGUCGCCAAGACUGGCGCCCAUGACGGCCGUGAUGUGGAAGGCUUCGUCAUUCGGUGCAAAAUGACAACCAACCCCGGCGUGGCCCCGUACCAGGACUGGUUCUUCAAGUACAAGUUCGAGGAGCCAUACCUGAUGUUCCGGCAAUGGCGGGAGGCUACCAAGGCACUCAUCUCGGGCAAGCCGUUCAAGAUCAGGAAGCAUGUCAAAAUCACCGAGGAGUACCUGCUGUACGCGCGACAGCGCCUCGCUAGCGACAAGGGAUUAGGAAAGGCCUACCUCCAGAAUCAUGGCAUCAUCAAACUGCGCAACGACUUCCUGGAGUACAAAAAUAUGAAGGGGUCCGAUGCCGCUAACCUCGAGGAUACCAGCGACGCCGCGAACGUCACCCGCGAUAUCAUUCUCGUCCCGAUCGCGACGAUCGGGUGCGGGAAGACCACCAUCGGCCUGGCCCUAACCAGCUUGUUUGGUUGGGGCCACAUUCAGAACGACAACAUCACUGGCGCCAAACGACCUCCGCGAUUCACCAAGGCCGUCCUGGACCAGCUCAACGAAUUUCCUGCCGUGUUUGCCGACCGGAAUAACGCCAUGGCGCAUGAGCGCAAGCAGUUGAUCACGGAUGUCAAGCUGCAGCACACGACUGCAAGACUCGUCGCGCUCCACUUCGUGCAUCACGACGUCGACGCCAUCCGCCAGGUAACGCGAAGCCGAGUGAUCGAGCGAGGCGAUAAUCAUCAGACAAUCCAGGCGGCCACGGACUUGAACAAAGUCGUCGGCAUUAUGGAGGGCUUCAUCCAGCGUUUUGAGCCGUGCGACCCCGAGAAGGAACCGGACGCCGGCUUCGACGCGGUUAUCGACCUCGAUCCCACCGCAGGAAGCAGGGAGAACCUCGAGGUCGUCAUCAGCGAACUGCAUCGCCUGUACCCGAACUUCGUCAAGGAGGUCCCGUCCGCCGAGGACAUGGACGCCGCCAUCCAAACCGCGCUCGAGAGCUACAAACCGGACGUGCGGCACACCAUCCCCGACCGCUCUAACAAGAACAACAAACAGGGUGCGAACAAACAGCAACAACCGCAGCAAGCCGCCGAAAAGCCGCAGAAGAAGAAACCGCUUGAGUACAUGUCGGUUGACGUUCCCACCCAGGACGUCAUGACGGCCAUCGAGAAGACCUUCUCCUCCCCCUCGCUGCCGCCGGCCAAAACCCGCUUCUUCAAGCAGCUGCAAGGCACGCGGCGCGUGCAGGCUAAGUUCCACGUGACGCUGAUGCACCGCGCCGCCGCCAAGGAGCACCCGGCGCUGUGGCAGCGCUACACGGCCCUGCAGGAGGCGGAGGGCGCGGCACACCCAGACGGCCGGCUGGGCGAGCUGGACGUGCAGCUGGAGCGCGUCGUGUUCGACGACCGCAUCAUGGCCAUCGUCGUGCGCCUCGUGCCCGCGCACCCGGAGGACGAGAACGUGCAAGACCCAGACCGGCCCGACUUACCCCCGCAGCCCAAGUGGGAGUGUGUCAACCGCGUCGCGCACAUCACCGUCGGCACGCGCGACGACGGCGUCAAGCCCAAGGAGAGCAACGACCUGCUGGCGCGGUGGCUGGAGCAGGGCAGCGGCGAGGAGACGGGCAUUGGGGAGGUGUUGAUCGAGGGCAAGCCUCUGCUGAAGGGCGUCGUCAGGGGUGUGCUGUCGAGAUAGGAUGGUCACGGACACCCGCUGGAUGGCGUGGGUCAGGAAGGUGAAGGGAAGAAGAAGGGAACGGUCCCGUCGAAGCCCGCGUCGCAGCCCACGUCGAAGCCCACGUCGAAGCCCACGUCGAAGCCCACGUCGAAGCCCACGUCGAAGCCCACGUCGCAGCCCACGUCGCAGCCCACGUCGAAGCCCACGUCGAAGCCCACGUCGAAGCCCACGUCGAAGCCCACGUCGCAGCCCACGUCGCAGCCCACGUCGCAGCCCACGUCGCAGCCCACGUCGAAGCGCGCGUUGAAGCGCAAACGGCAGAGACUCAGGGCCAGAUUGAAGAGACUGAAUGGUGGCGGCGGGGUUUA